AUGAUUUUUUCAGAAGAACCAAAAGGAAUAAAAUUUAUGAUUUUUAUAAACUUAAAAGACGCAACAGAAUGGAGUGAUUUUUAUAAUUUUUUUGAUAUUAACAAGAUAUGUGAUAAGUGUAAGUCAGAAAUGCGAAUAGAGUAUGAUGAAACCUAUGUAAAUUUUCAUCAGUUAAGAUGUAUAAUUUGUAAUUGUAGAAAGCCAGAUUUAUUGUUAAAAGGGACAAAAAUAAGCAGCCCAAAAAUAAGUUUUAUGAAUAUUUGUUUAUUAUCUAUUCUUGGCUCGAAAAAAAAAUGA
Messenger RNA from Vairimorpha ceranae, 297 nucleotides. RefSeq lists its product as hypothetical. The record is from RefSeq and is a predicted model, not a curated record. The coding region runs from base 1 to 297 and encodes 98 amino acids. Lineage: Eukaryota; Fungi; Microsporidia; Nosematidae. The transcript has a single exon.